AUGUCUGGCACGAAACGACUGAACAAGGAGCUUUCUGAACUAGUCGCGAACCCGCCAGCAGGGAUUGUAUCAAUUAAGCCGGAUGAAUCUAAUUUUUUCCGAUGGAACGCUGUGAUGCAAGGACCUCCGUCUUCUCCGUACGAGGGCGGCCGCUUUCACAUCUUGCUAGAAUUUCCCCUUGACUAUCCCUUCAAAGGUGUGAAUGUGCAUCUCGAAAACAAGGUAUACCAUCCAAAUAUUGACGAUGACGGAGCCUUAUGCAUUGAUGCGUGGAAACCAUCGACUAAGGUAUACUCAGUGCUCGAAUCUAUCUAUCAACUACUUGUGGAGCCGAAUCCUGAUGAUCCUCUUGUCUCUGCCAUUGUCGCUGACGAUGUAGCAACGUACGCUAUUUACACGUCGCCGAACCAUGCUCCUGUUGCAUACCAUCUUCCCACACUCAUUGUGACACCGUAUGGUCAACCUCAGCAUAUUCUGUACACGUAUGUACACACGAACUACAACCAGGAAGCAUCCAUGAUGGGAGAGCUGUGUGUGGCCAAGAUGAUUCCCCCGUCCGGCACGCGCCGUCUCGGCGGCCCCGAACAGCCCAAAGCUAGCCCUAGUGAUCGCUCGGUUUUUUGCGAAGCGUCGCGCAACUUAAAGUGGACUAUAUCGAAUGCGGGCAUCAACGCACCUGUCUACAAGCUCAUGCUGCCUAACCCCGACAUGCCUGGUAACGAUCAGCCACUUUUUCAAAUUUCGAAGCCGAAUCCAAACGCAAUGUGGUGGUCUAUGUUCUACUUUACAUACGGCGGUCAUCUCAUCCCGCCAAAGCGUAUCGAGUUUGGAAGGAUCCAAAAAAAUGCAGUAGAAGGCAAUGCUGGUGGUGCAGGCACUUGCGUUACCAUUACCGGACGUACGCCGGAAGAAACGGCUGUUUGGCAGACGCUGGGCGAGGGUAACGAAGACAUGGUCGAGUGGAUCGUGCUCUGUGCAGCGCUGAACCUCAUUGACGAAGAAAUCAUCAAGGCAGCGAGCCGAAAGCUUACCGAUCAGCCAGGCAUGCAACUGAAUGAGACGUCUGUUGCACCCAUCGCACACGCACAGCGGCCUCCUCCUCCGGCAAUGAACGGAGCGCCGCGUAUGCCGGAGAGCAAGCCGACACUGAUACAAGGCAAGCCAAACCCAAUCAUGCAGCCAUUGACCAACCGCCCUCCCGCUAAGCCGCAGGCAAAGAGUGGCGGCUUCCGACUCUUUAAGAAAAAAUAA
Messenger RNA from Malassezia vespertilionis, 1251 nucleotides. RefSeq lists its product as uncharacterized. Bases 1 to 1251 code for a protein of 416 amino acids. The transcript is spliced from 9 exons. The record is from RefSeq and is a predicted model, not a curated record. NCBI's taxonomy places the organism in Eukaryota, Fungi, Basidiomycota, Malasseziomycetes, Malasseziales, Malasseziaceae.